GCUUUCCAAUAACAGUAGAAUAUUAGACAUUUUUAAAACAUAAAUUUUGAUGAUGUAACGCUUUAACGUGGCCGAAAGAGAUUACAAUAAAUUUCCUGUUUCCGUGUAAAGUUCUCUUAUUAACGACUAAGACAAUUUUCACCAAAUAUUUAUUUAGUGAUAUUACUUUUGUGCAAACAAUUAUCGAUUUUUCCAUAUCUGACGUGAUCAAAAAUUGAAAUACUCGUACCACCUGUUGUUGCCCAGAAAUUAGAUGGCAAAAUUGGAAGACGUGAAAUCUAUAUGGAGGAACGCGGAUGCAGUUACAUUUGAUGUCGAUUCUACUGUUAUACAAGAAGAAGGAAUUGACGAGCUUGCAAAAUUUUGUGGAAAAGGAGACGAAGUUGCUGCCUUAACCAGUCAGGCAAUGCAAGGAAAUGUGACAUUUCGUCAAUCUUUAACCAAAAGAUUGAAUAUCAUAAAACCAAGUUAUAUGCAAGUGAAGCAAUUCUUAUUGUCCCAUCCACCAAAACUUACGCCUGGUACAAUAGCUUUAGUAACAGCCCUACAAGCUCAUAAAAAGCAAGUGUUUUUGGUAUCUGGUGGUUUUCACUGUUUAAUUGCACCAGUUGCCACAUUGCUUAAUAUUCCAAUAGAAAAUGUCUUUGCAAACAAACUAAAAUUCUAUUUCACAGGAGAAUAUGCAGGAUUUGAUGAAAAUCAGCCGACUGCUGCAAGCGGUGGAAAAGCAAAAGUAAUUGAGCAUCUUAAAAAAGAAAUCGGGCUUAAAACUAUUGUCCAUGUUGGUGAUGGAGUAACAGAUUUAGAAACUAUUUCAAUAGCAGACUCGUUUAUAGGAUAUGGAGGGAAUAUAGUUAGAGAAAGCGUUAAGUUAAGAGCUCCAUGGUUUAUUACCAAUUUCAACGAACUUACUAAUGCUUUAUAAAAGCAAAGAGAUGAUAUUCUAAACGUUAAAUUAUUCGUAACGAUUCAACAACGAUAAAAAUGUUUCAACGAACGUAUAACAUAUGAAAAUUUCAUAAAUCGAUUUCGAUUUAAUCCAUUGAU
Colletes gigas is the source of this 1047-nucleotide messenger RNA. RefSeq names its product phosphoserine phosphatase (gene aay). The coding region runs from base 254 to 925 and encodes 223 amino acids. The transcript is spliced from 5 exons. Gene Ontology annotation, biological process: dephosphorylation; L-serine biosynthetic process. Gene Ontology annotation, molecular function: L-phosphoserine phosphatase activity; magnesium ion binding. Gene Ontology annotation, cellular component: cytoplasm. The record is from RefSeq and is a predicted model, not a curated record. Lineage: Eukaryota; Metazoa; Arthropoda; Insecta; Hymenoptera; Colletidae.